This is a messenger RNA of Caenorhabditis bovis, 1227 nucleotides long. The record is from the annotation of a GenBank genome assembly. NCBI's taxonomy places the organism in Eukaryota, Metazoa, Nematoda, Chromadorea, Rhabditida, Rhabditidae.
AUGGUAUCGUUCCUCAAACACCUGCGUAUUGAUCAUGGCGACAUGCCGCACUGCGAUCGUACACCGCCGAUGACGCCCAAACUUCUGAAUCCGCUGAGUCCGCCGAGGACACCGUGCUCGCCGUUCGAUCUCAAAUCGACAUCGUUCUGCUUCCGAAAAGGCCCUGCAAGAUCCGUUGUUUACCAGCCGAACGGCCAUCCGAAGCAGGUGGUGAUUGACGGCGAAAUUUGGCCGCCAAUAUUCAAGCCGAAAAAUGUUCGAAGCGCCAAAAUGAUGAAUUUGAAUGAGACGGAUGUGGUGAUUGCGACCUACCCGAAAUGUGGAACUACUUGGCUUCAGCACAUCACAUCGCAGCUCGUCAAAGGAGUCGACUACAAGGCUGGAAAAGGAAAUGAAUUGUGCAUUCAAAGCCCGAUGAUUGAGCGCAUGGGUGCUCAAUUCGCCAAUGAGAUCAAAGGUCCAAGAGUGUUGAAAACGCAUUUCAAUCAUGACAAUAUUCCGAAAAAUGGAAACGCCAAAUAUAUUUAUUGUGUCCGUAAUCCGAAAGAUUGCCUCACCAGCUACUUCCAUCACAAUCGAAACUUCAAAAUCUACAACUGGGCGAAUGGCACAUGGGACGUGUUCGUCGAUCUGUUCGCUUCGGGACAACUCGCGUUUGGCGACUACUUUGAUCAUUUGCUAUCGUGGAUCGCGCAUAUUGACAAUGAGCGCGUGCUAUUCCUCAAGUAUGAAGAUAUGAUUGAUGAUUUGGAGGGCACGAUUUACAAGAUCGGGCAAUUCAUUGGCGGCGAGGCGAAGAAACGCGUCGAGGACUUGGCGACGCUUUGCGAGAUCGCCGACAACAGCACGAUCGACGCGAUGAAAAAAGAUCAGAAACGUUGGUUCCCAGAAUCACAAUUACACAAGGCCGAAUUCAUUAGGAAGGGCGGCAAACGCGACUGGAAGAAUUAUUUCACACGUGAGCAGAGUGAUCGCAUCGACGCAAUCUUCAAAGCGAAAUUGGCGGGAACCAAAGCUGAAAGCUGGUGGAAGGAGGAAAUGGCGUGGAGCGACCAACUUCCAUCCAUCGAAAACCUAACUGUUGAUGAUGAAGAGGACAAGUGGUCUCAACGCGAGCUUUUCGCACUCCCGCCACUCUCACAAAGACGAUACUCAAGAGCCUCGCUUCUUUCGUCCGGCUACGGAAGUAUCUGGUCGCUGGCUUCGCAAACUGCAAACCAGCAAUAA